AUGUCAGACACCGAGCCUCUCUCCCUGCUGGACGCAGUCCGCUCUCAACUCACCAUCGACUCCGACUCGGAAGGCUCACAGACCACCGCAGUCAACAUCACCCACAAAGACACCCAGACCAGCCCCCCAGACAGUCCUCUCGACCAAAGCACAUCCACGAACUCAAGCCUCGUCCUAGUCCAAAGCCCCAACGACCGCGAGCCCUUCCCAGAAUACGACGAGGGGCUCGCAGAUAUCUACGAGAAGUGCGAUCGCGAGUACACCGAAGCAAUCACAGCAGCCGUGCAAGCGGCGAUCCGCAAGAAAGAGAUCGACCCGCUCAUCAUCGCGCCACCGGGCCAACCUGAGGGCAAGCGCGUUGCCCUGGAACGCAUCAAGGAUCUCCUGGCGAACCCGCAGAUGCGCAAGACGACCCGCAAGCGUUUCGUUACUCUCACCAAUCUGGUCAUCCGUCUGGACCAUGUCCUCUUCCGACGCAGUGAGGUGUUCCUGGGACCGCGGGAUACUGCCGAUGCUGCGGCGAUUGUUAAGCAGAUGCUGCCGUACUUGCAGUGGGCUGAUAAUAUGCUGCGGGAGCUGGUAGCCGUGGCCGACAAUGUCUUUGGGAUUAUGGGAUAUCUCGCGGAGGAGAACUGUUCUGUUAUCCACAAGUAUCGACACAUGUCGAUUGUGGUAGCUGCCCAUCUCCGCAAGCCCCGUUUCCUGGAACAGCGCCUUCUCUCGUUGUACCUCGAGCUGUACGAUGAGUGGAUCCACAACCGUUUCCUCCACAUGAGCAACCGAAUGAUCAUGAAGGAGGAUAAAGUCGAGCCGGCGUGCCUGACUUUGACCGGUCACCUACAUGAGAUUUGGGAGAUUCUCUCGCGGUCCGUGGACAACUACGCCACAUACCGCGUACGCCUGGACGACAUUCGCAAUGAAUAUGUCGUGCCAAUCCUGGAGAUGGUCGAGUUGCCCAACUCGUCAGACGUGGAGGAUUUCGUCGUGGAGGAGCUCCCACCCAUUGAACUCAACUAG
Messenger RNA from Penicillium cataractarum, 1017 nucleotides. RefSeq lists its product as uncharacterized. The transcript has 2 exons. Lineage: Eukaryota; Fungi; Ascomycota; Eurotiomycetes; Eurotiales; Aspergillaceae. The coding region runs from base 1 to 1017 and encodes 338 amino acids. The record is from RefSeq and is a predicted model, not a curated record.